This is a messenger RNA of Camellia sinensis, 3984 nucleotides long. It is a transcript of the gene ATLIG4, whose product is annotated as DNA ligase IV. Gene Ontology annotation, biological process: DNA recombination; nucleotide-excision repair, DNA gap filling; DNA biosynthetic process. NCBI's taxonomy places the organism in Eukaryota, Viridiplantae, Streptophyta, Magnoliopsida, Ericales, Theaceae. Gene Ontology annotation, molecular function: ATP binding; DNA ligase (ATP) activity; DNA binding. Gene Ontology annotation, cellular component: DNA ligase IV complex. The record is from RefSeq and is a predicted model, not a curated record.
UUUUUUUUUCGGUCAAAAACCAUGGCGGUUGGUACUUGUGCUAUAUAAAAAUCUCGCAAUUUCAAACCCUUCACUUCACAGAAGAAGAAGAAGAAAAGUACUAAAAAACGAAGCUUGAAAAUGGGGGAUAAUACUGAUACUGAUACGAAGUUCAGCGUGAUGUGUAGUCUCUUCACAUGGAUGCAGAAGACCAAAACAUCAACAAAAAAGAGAUCCAAAUUCCGCAAGUUCAUCGACACCUAUUGCAAACCCUGCGACUACUUCAGUGCCAUCAGGUUGAUCCUCCCUGGUCUUGAUCGAGAACGCGGAUCGUACGGCCUCAAGGAGUCUGUGCUCGCCACUUGCCUCGUUGACGCCCUCGGCAUGUCUCGGGAGUCUGAGGACGCCCUCCGCCUUUUCAAUUGGCGGAAAGCCGGCCCCAGGGCUGGCGUCAAUGCCGGCAACUUCGCCCUCGUUGCGGCUGAGGUGCUGCAACGCAGGCAGGGCAUGACUUCUGGUGGCCUAACCAUUAAGGAAUUAAAUGAGUUGCUUGAUCGCUUGGCUUCAAGUGAAAAUAGGGCGGAGAAGACUUCUGUUCUUUCUGAUCUAAUCAAGAAAACUAAUGCACAGGAAAUGAAGUGGAUUGUAAUCAUAAUUUUAAAAGAUCUGAAGUUGGGAGUUAGUGAGAAGAGCAUCUUUCAUGAAUUUCAUCCAGAUGCUGAAGACUUGUUCAAUGUCACAUGUGACUUAAAACUGGUUUGUGAGAAGUUGAGGGAUCGAAAUCAACGUCAUAAACGUCAGGACAUAGAAGUUGGAAAACCGGUGCGUCCUCAACUGGCUAUGAGGGUUGGUAAUGCAAACACUGCAUGGAAAAAGCUUCAUGGGAAGGAAGUAGUUGUUGAGUGCAAAUUUGAUGGUGACCGCAUUCAAAUCCAUAAAAAUGGGAAAGAGAUACACUUCUUCUCAAGGAACUUUCUUGACCAUCCUGAAUAUGCGCAUUCCAUGUCGGAUGUUAUCAUGGAAAAUAUUCUUGUUGACAGGUGUAUACUUGAUGGUGAGAUGUUGGUUUGGGACACAUCUAUGAACUGUUUUGCUGAGUUUGGUUCAAACCAGGAGAUAGCCAAGGCAGCAAAGGAGGGACUUGACAGUGACCGACAGCUAUGUUAUGUUGCUUUUGACAUUCUGUAUGUUGGAGACACUAGUGUUAUUCAUCAAAUCUUGAAAGAACGUCAUGAGCUUCUUCGUAAAGUUGUAAAGCCUAUAAAGGGUCGGUUGGAAAUUUUGGUUCCUAAUGGUGGUCUUAAUGAUCAUCGGACUUCUGGGGAACCGCGCUGGUCGCUUAUUGCUUAUAAUGUGGAUGAUGUUGAGAGAUUUUUUAAAGAAACUAUAGAAAACAGAGAUGAAGGUAUUGUGCUGAAAGACCUUGGUUCCAAGUGGGAACCAAGUGAUCGAAGUGGAAAGUGGUUAAAGUUGAAGCCUGAUUAUGUUCGAGCUGGCUCUGAUCUAGAUGUGCUUAUAAUAGGAGGAUACUACGGCUCUGGCCGUCGUGGAGGAGAGGUGGCUCAAUUUUUGGUCGGCCUGGCAGAGCAUUCAACAUCGAACACGUACCCUAGGCGAUACAUUUCUUUUUGCAGAGUGGGAACUGGACUUUCCGAUGAAGAGCUCGAUUCUGUUGUAACCAAACUGAAGCCUUAUUUCAGGAAAAAUGAAUACCCGAAGAAGGCACCGCCAAACUUUUAUCAAGUUACAAAUAACUCCAAAGAAAGACCAGAUGUUUGGAUUGAGAGCCCUGAAAAAUCAAUUAUACUUUCUAUUACCAGUGAUAUUCGAACAAUAAGAUCUGAGGUAUUUGCUGCACCAUAUAGCUUGAGAUUUCCACGUAUUGACAGAGUGAGAUAUGACAAGCCCUGGCAUGAAUGUCUUGAUGUGCAAUCUUUCGUAGAAUUGGUACAUUCAAACAACGGUACCACACAAAAAGGGACUGAUUAUGGAGUUGUGCAAGAUAAUAAACCAAAACGUAUGAAAUCCUCAAGAAAAGGAGAGAAAAAGAGUGUUUCUGUUGUUCCUCCUCACUUUAUUCAGACUGAUAUUUCUGACGUAAAGGGCGAGUCCUUGGUCUUUUCAAAGAUGAUGUUUUACUUUGUCAACAUGCCACAAACACAUUCCCUAGAUUCCUUGCACAAAAUGGUGGCAGAGAAUGGGGGAACUUUCUCAAUGAAUUUGAACAACUCAGUUACUCACUGUAUUGCAGCUGAAAGUAAAGGGCUCAAAUUUCAGGCAGCAAAGCUUCGUGGAGAUAUUAUUCAUUACUCUUGGCUCUUUGAUUGUUGUUCACAGAAGAAGCUCCUCCCUUUACAGCCAAAGUACUUCCUCUCUCUUUCCGACUCUUCAAAAAAAAAGCUGCAAGAAGAAAUUGAUGAAUUAUCUGACCCUUACUACUGGGAUCUUGACAUUGAAGACAUCAAACAGCUCUUAAGCAACAUAAAUAGGUCAGAAGAUUCCAAAACCAUCGACUAUUAUAAGAGGAAAUUCUGUCCGAAGGAUAAAUGGUCUUGUUUUCAUGGUUGCUGCAUUUACUUCCACCCUUCAGCUGAGUCUUCGAAUUUAGAUUCGAAAGUUUUAAUUGAACUGGCUCUGAGGAGGAUGAGGCUUGCAGUUGCCAUGGGUGGUGGCAAAGUCAGCAGCAGUCUUUCUCAGGCUACCCAUUUAGUUGUCAUUUCGCCACUGGGAUUCAAUGUGGAAUUUGAUAUGAUAUUGAGAAGUUUCUCAUCUGCGGAAGUACAUCUUUUACAUAUGAAAAGCUUGCAUGUUGUUGGGCUUCAAUGGUUGGAAGACUGCUUGGAUAAGGAACAAAAAUUGCAAGAAGCGAUAUAUAGUUUGAAGCCCACUGGCUUCAAAGAGUCAAACUUGGGAGAGUGGAAACAUGAUCCUAGUCUAGAUGACUUGUCUAGUAUGGACAUUGAACAUCAACAGAAGAAUAUGUUAUCUUCUCCUACCAAAGACCGAGAACACAGAAAAAGUACAGCUGCUUUAAUCAACCCAAGACUUUUGACCUCUACCCAGAAGGAUGGAAAAAGGGAAAGACAAAUGACCCACUAGCAAGAGCAUAAACAAAAGAAAAUUGAGUGUCAUUCAACCUCGAAGAACACGGGCACGUCUUGGAAGUAAGUCUGCUAAAAUAUGUGAAACUGAAUUGGAUGUAAAUGUCUCUCCAGACAAGAAUGCCAUUAAGGAAGAGCCUGAAAUAGAAGUGGAAAAUCAUGAAAUCCAUGGAAUAGCAGAUCAGGAUGAUCGGGAAUUGAAAGGUAAGGCAAUAGUAGAAGAUUGUUAUUCAUCACAAAAAGGAAUAGAAGAUAGCAUGAUAACAGAGCAGUUUGACAGAGCUCAUGGAAUUGAAUUGGGCAGUGGAAAUAAUGCCCACAACAGUGAAAAACUGGAAGUCAUGGUUGAUCCGGUUCAGUCCAUGUUGCUAGACAUGAUACCAAGCCUUGGGACAAAAAAAGUUGAUAGUAUAGAUCGUGUUGUUGAAGAACCGAGGCCACCAGAGCAUAACACUGCAGAGACUUUAGAGAAAAAGAAAGUCAGCUACAAGGACCUUGCUACUGAGUUGCUUAGGGAUUGGUAAAUUGUUAUUAUUAGACAUAGUAACCCAGGUAAUUCUAUUUGUACAUCACAUAAAUUCUCAGUUUAGAUUAGUUGUGUCGUUCAGAUAUCAAUUUCCGAACCAAAAAUCAGAUGUUUACAUAUCAAUUUCUGAGCCAAAAAUAAAAUAAAAAAUAAAAACUUUUGCCCGAAAGUUGAUGUCUAAAUAUUUGAUUUUGGUUUGGUAGCUGAUAUCGGAACGGGUUCAAAAGGUGCAUACUGAGACAAAAAUGUGCUGUGAAAAUAGAAUGUACCCUAGUAACCUUGUAUCUAUUAUCAGCUGUAUAUAUAACCUAUGUCCAGUGAUGAAUACAGUAGUUUUGAGUUGAAAUGCAUUGUUGUAACUUGCUUAUGUUAUGUAUA